AUGGGUUACUCUGAUAAACAUAAAUUAAAAACAUCCAAUUUACAAUUACCAGUAAGAUUAUUAUUAGGACCAGGACCAUCGAAUUUACAUCCAAGAGUUAAUCAACAAUUAAUUUCAAGUAUGGUUGGUUAUACUGAUGCUAGUUAUUAUAAAGUUAUGGAUGAAACAAUGGAAUUAAUGAGAUACUUAUUCCAAACUGAUAAUCAUUUUACAAUUCCAAUUUCUGGUGCUGGAACAGCUGCAAUGGAAACUUGUGUUUCAAAUUUAAUUGAACCAGGUGAUAAAGUUGUUUGUUUAGUAUCAGGAUUCUUUUCAGAUAGAAUUUAUCAAAUGGCAGUAAGAUAUGGUGGUAAUAUUUUAAAAGUUGAUAAACAAUGGGGACAAUGGUUUGCAUUGGAAGAGAUUGAAUCAGCAUUGGUUCAACAUAAACCAUCAUUGUUGACAUUAGUAUUUGGUGAGACAAGUACUGGUGUUAAACAACAAAUGGAAGGUGUUGGUGAAUUAUGUAAGAAAUAUAACUGUUUAUUGAUGGUUGAUUGUGUGGCUGCAUUGGGCGGUGUGCCAGUGUUUGUCGAUGAUUGGAAAAUCGACGCAUGUUAUACCGGCACUCAAAAAUGCUUGAGUGGUCCACCAGGCAUUUCACCACUUACAUUCAGUAAUGCAGCUUGUCACAAGAUUGCCACUAGAAAAACACCCGUUGCCAACUGGUAUUUGGAUUGCAAUUUAUUGGGUGGUUAUUGGUGUCCAGAAUUCAAUUUAGCAGAUGGCACAAUCGCCAAAGAGGAGAAAUCAACAAUACCCAAAAGAUACCAUCACACAACUCCUGCAAAUUUAUUGUACUCGUUGAGAGAGGCAUUGGUUUUAUUGGUGGAGGAGGGUCUUGACAAUGUAUGGAAACGUCAUCAAGACGCUGCCAUAUUGUUGUAUGCCGGUUUGGAAAGCUUAGGUUUGAAACCAUUUGUUCCACAAUUAAAUGAAGCACCAGAAAAAGGUGGUCGUCUUUUCAGUUUAACCACUGUUAACAUCCCAGAUGGUGUCGAUGGUAAAAUGGUCAUGAAAUAUCUUUUGGAUAAUUUCAAUAUUGAAAUUGCUGGUGGUAUUGGUGCUUUUGCUGGAAAAGUUUGGCGUAUUGGUUUGAUGGGUCAAAAUGCUAAUCCAGGUAAUAUUAAAUUAUUAAUUAGUUCAUUAUCUGAUGCACUCAAAGUUAAUGGUUUUAAUUGUUAA
Molecule: messenger RNA, 1224 nt
Organism: Dictyostelium discoideum AX4
Lineage: Eukaryota; Evosea; Eumycetozoa; Dictyosteliales; Dictyosteliaceae
Gene: agxt
Product: serine-pyruvate transaminase
Exons: 2
Coding region: 1-1224 (407 amino acids)
Molecular function (GO): L-alanine:glyoxylate transaminase activity; L-serine:pyruvate transaminase activity
Source: RefSeq, a predicted model, not a curated record